Molecule: messenger RNA, 2501 nt
Organism: Eucalyptus grandis
Lineage: Eukaryota; Viridiplantae; Streptophyta; Magnoliopsida; Myrtales; Myrtaceae
Product: kelch domain-containing protein 3
Exons: 11
Coding region: 293-2047 (584 amino acids)
Molecular function (GO): protein binding
Source: RefSeq, a predicted model, not a curated record
AGAAGCUCUUUGCAUUCACUCGCAAAAAUCUACCCUUUCCGCUCGGCUUCCCCCAGAAAGGACACAGCUUUUUGCUGCUUCUUCGACGUUCUUGUUCCGCUCUCGUUGCUCUCUCUCUCUCUCUCUCCCUCUGCAUGACACCAAAGAGAAACCCCUUCGAUCCUUUGAGCCCGUGUCCUCCUCUCAAAGAUUGAAAUUCUGCUCUUUUCUUGAAGGGCGUUUGCCCUCUUGCGCUUUCUUGGCGCCUUGUGUUGUCGAUUGGUUUCUUUUUUUUCCACCGGGAAAGAGAAGAAUGAGGUGGGAGAGGGUCCCGUUGCCGCAAGCCUACCAGCAGCCGGAGCCGGGCAGGGAGGAGGCGGGUGGACCCGGGAAGAGGUGGGGCCACACUUGCAACGCCAUCAAGGGCGGGAGGUUUCUGUACGUGUUCGGGGGCUACGGCAAGGACAACUGCCAGACCAACCAAGUUCACGUCUUCGACGCUGUGAAGCAAACAUGGAGCCAACCCACGAUAAAAGGCACACCACCUGCUCCAAGGGACAGCCAUAGCUGUACAAAUGUUGGUGACAAUUUGUUUGUGUUUGGUGGGACGGAUGGGAUGAACCCUCUCAGGGAUUUGCAUAUACUAGACACUUCUUCUCAUACUUGGAUAUCACCAAGUAUAAGAGGGGAGGGACCGGAGGCAAGGGAGGGUCAUAGUGCAGCACUUGUGGGUAAAAGGCUGUUUAUAUUUGGUGGGUGUGGAAAAUCUCCUGAUGAUGAUGAAGAAGUAUAUUAUAAUGAUCUCUUCAUAUUGAACACAGAGACAUUUGUAUGGAAAAGGGCUAUGACGACCGGUACCCCACCUUCAGCACGUGAUAGCCAUAGCUGCUCAACUUGGAAGAACAAAAUGAUCGUGAUUGGUGGUGAAGAUGGACGUGAUUACUAUUUGUCUGAUGCCCAUAUUCUUGAUGCAGAUACCCUGAUGUGGAAGGAACUGAAUACCACCGGCCACAUGCUACCCCCCCGUGCUGGACAUUCCACUGUUGCUUUUGGGAAGAUUCUGUUUGUUUAUGGGGGAUUCACUGAGGCCCAAAAGCUAUAUGAUGAUUUGUAUAUGCUCGACAUUGAAUCUGCGAUAUGGUCCAAGGUGACUACUGCUGGUGCUGGACCUUCUGCCAGAUUUUCUAUGGCUGGGGACUGUCUUGAUCCAGUAAGGAGUGGCAUUCUUGUCUUUGUGGGGGGUUGCAAUAGAAGUCUUGAGGCUCUUGAUGAUAUGUAUUACUUGCAUACAGGACUCACUAGGGAACAGGAGCCAAGGCCUGAGAAGCUAUCCUUGAGAAAGAAAUUGAAGCUGAAGUGCCAAGAACAAAAUUUGUCUCUAGGAAAUGAUAAAGCUUUGGUGCAAGUUGGGGUGACCACAAGCGCAUUUCAACCUGUGCCACUAUCAGGCUAUGGUCAGCCAGGUGCUCAUAGUUAUCACUCCUACCAAUCAGGGAAUGUCCAAGGUAAAAAAAUAUUUCAAGCAAGGGUGACCGAGAAUUUGGGUGAUCGAUACACCAUUGAAACUGUCAUAGAUGGAAAACCUCUGCGUGGAAUUUUAUUUUCCAAUAAGCCUAGCACUCUCCCUACACCUUUUUCAAGCUCCAGCAACAGGAAAAGAACUUAUGGGGAUUCAAGUAUGGGUAUGCCAAAUGGUGAUUAUAAUAGUGAGUCAAAGGCUUCUAAAAGUAUCCAGCCGGAGAAAGUCGAUGAUGCGCAAGGUGAUGAUGUGCAUGGAAAAGAAGCUUCUUCUCAGGAGCCUCAUUCAGAACCUGCUGAUCCAAUUCCUGUUUCGAAUGUAACACAGCCUUCCGAUGGCUCUGACCUGGACAAGGUACCUGCAAACCAAGAAUCAUCACUGCAGGCUCCUAUCAAAGACGAUCAAAAGGAUGAAACUCCAAAUUUGAAUGUGGAAGUUCCAAAAGAGAGUGCAUCUCCAUCAACCAAGGACUCUGGCAUAAUCUCACAAAUUAAAGAUGAGAGGACAUCAAGCCAAGAUGAAAAGGGUGAUUUGGCAAAAUCAUUUUGAAAGAGCUUCUUGCAUAAUUCCUUUGGAUCGGUUGGCCCGCUUCACAUAUCCCCCACGCAAGCCAAUUGUGACUGUACAUUCAUCAAGUUGUCCCAGAUGCAUUUGACAGCUGACAGAGUCUUCAAGCUAACUGUAGAGAUCUAAUCUACCUCUUGAUCCUCGCUCGAUUAGUUGUUGUCAAAUUUCUCUUCAUUAUUUUGUUCUUAGUCUUAGCAAGCAUGUAGGGCUUUUUUUGUCGAAAGUGACAGUUCUGGGAAGAAACCGCACCAUAGCUGAGGAAUCAAAGCCUGCUGUGCUAGUCUAAGUGUGAUUCAUCCUGAAUCUCGUUAUGCAGCAACUUGAAUUUGACAUGUAUGACCCAUCCUGAGACGAGACAUCAAAAUACUUCUUGUUUAUGAGAAAGCAUUUCAUCGGCCAGAGGGAUCAUGUGGUAGCAAUGGCGUGGCAUAACUAA